This is a messenger RNA of Penicillium canescens, 717 nucleotides long. RefSeq lists its product as uncharacterized. Gene Ontology annotation, molecular function: ubiquitin protein ligase activity. The record is from RefSeq and is a predicted model, not a curated record. Lineage: Eukaryota; Fungi; Ascomycota; Eurotiomycetes; Eurotiales; Aspergillaceae. Gene Ontology annotation, cellular component: synaptonemal complex. Gene Ontology annotation, biological process: reciprocal meiotic recombination. Bases 1 to 717 code for a protein of 238 amino acids. The transcript has 4 exons.
AUGGAAUGUGCAGGUCGCGCAUUAGGGUUCUGGGCAUAUCAAAGUACACAGGAGAUCUUCUAUCAGGACUUCCGAGCAAAGACGCUCACGGAGAAGUACGCCAACCUAAACACACAGAUGGACAAAGUCAUCCACAAUGCCAACACAGAGAUAUUAUCUCUUCAGAACAGGCUGUCUGGUAUGCAAUCAGCUCAAGAAGAUCUCCAAAAGAAGAACCAGGAGCUGAAUGAUCUCUACCGAGACAAAAACAACAAGCUCUCUCAAAUGACAAACCUCUACAACCUCCUCAAAGCGCGAGCUAUGCGGUCCCGCAUGCAGACUGCUGCCUCGGAUACAGUAUCCCAAGCCCUAAACUCGCUUCCAUCAUUGAAUGCGCCUCCUUCUGUCUCCGUUGCCCGAUCUGCUAUGUCGCCAACACUUCCCGCGCAGGUAUCACAACACCUUAAGACCCAAUCGUACCCUGUCGACACUGAAGGAGUUGAGCAGUUGCAUCGGCAUCAGCGAAGUGGCACGGGCAGUUCCAAGAGGGCGAGAACAAAGACACCAAACGCCGCUGCCAUGUUACCUCCAGCGAAACCAAACUGGAAUGGGCGCUUUGCCCGUGAACCCGAUCAUAACCGGCAACACCGUACGCGUCUCCCACGACUUUCCAGGACUCCGACGAUGCUGUCUGAGUUUCCGCCUAGCGAUGCCAUUAUGCAGCGAUUUGGGAAAUGA